Messenger RNA from Trichoplusia ni (cabbage looper), 4052 nucleotides. RefSeq names its product AN1-type zinc finger protein 6-like (gene drn). The transcript is spliced from 3 exons. The record is from RefSeq and is a predicted model, not a curated record. Gene Ontology annotation, molecular function: DNA binding; zinc ion binding. Bases 1870 to 2631 code for a protein of 253 amino acids. Lineage: Eukaryota; Metazoa; Arthropoda; Insecta; Lepidoptera; Noctuidae.
UUGGUUUAUAAUUGUUCAUUUAAUAGUCACGUUUCUUAAACAAUUUUACAAUGUUCGAACGUGUCCAAGUGAAAAUAUUAAGAGUCACGCAAUUUCUUUCUAAGAACAGUAAUCAGGCAAUAACAUAUUAUAAGUCAUAUUAAUAUUAUUUUUCAACUAAUGUAUAUGAAUAAUGCGUGUUACCUGUAUGAGUAACUAUCGUAAACAACAGUUUAGUUAUUGUUAUUAUAAUAAUUAUGAACGUUGAGGUUCAACAUUUUAUCUUUUCCCAUUUUUGUAAUGUUCUCCUCAACAAGCUCCAUAGCUCCAUACUGCCGCGCCAUGUUAAAGUAGCUUAUUGUUAGAGAAUAAAAUAACUUCUGGCACCUUAACAAUGCCUUUAUUUGUAAUAGUCACAAAGAAUGACUACGUGUUAGAAUGUCAUUAUUCCAUUCUACGUCACAUCUUAAUUUAUUUAUAGAUUAUUGAACAAAGAAACUUUACUGACAUUAUUAUUAAUCUCACACUAUUAUUUUGUAAUUUAAAUGGUGGCGUUGGAUUUAACUGUCAAUAAUAUAGCAGGUAAGAUGAGUGCUAGUGUCAUCUGUUCCUAAAUUUCCAUUUUUAAAAAGGGUUACUGUAUUUAGGCAUAUAAUUAUUAUUGAUAACUUACAAAUAAUACUUUGUAGUGACGCUAUUUCGAUGCAUACCGAUGUUAUUGAAAUUUGUUAUUGACUAUAAAAAUUAUAGGGAAUUCAUAAAUGAAGUAUAAAGGGCAAAGUCUAGGUUGAUAUUGAAAACUCAAGGAUUACCAUGUUUUGGAGUCUUUUUAUUUUAUGGUACAAAAAAGUACAUAACUGUCUACUUUAAAUUUAAUAACGUGAACAAGGCAACCGUUAUUAUCGCCCGAUUACAAACUCUCAGUUCCUAACAAUAAAUCUAUGUCUAGUGACUAUUGCAACUUAAUGAAGUGUUUAAGUUCAAACAUAUGUACGUGUGAUAUUAUGUUUUUGAUAGGUACAAUGACGCCGUGUUUUGAUAAGCAGUUUCUGAGAUAUGGUAGACCAAUCAAAUAAGAGCUUCCGCUGAUAUGAAUCUAUUUAUUUCUCCAAAAUUACUCAUAGUUAUGAAUGCGUGUUAAUUUACUUUAGACUCGAAUGAUAAAAUUAAACACAUUAAAUUCAUUAUGACCAUACUCUCCGUACUCACUUGCCGAUUUUGUGUAGUGACAGAAUCUGUGCGCGUAAAAAAAUAUCUGACGACCUGUUUGUAGUUAAGUACAUCUAUUUAUAACAAGAUCGUGACAGUAUUGUCUACAUUACAGUUAAACGCAAUUAGUAAUGAAUCAUACACAAAAAAAUAAAUAACAUUCUGCAUUUUCUGCUCUCGUUAUAGUCGUUACCGAUUGUAUGGUUUUAUAAACAAACAACUCAUUAAAAACUUUCUUUGUCAAAUCACUGCUGGCAGCAAAACAUAUUUUUUAAAACAAAACCUUUUACGUCAAGUUGACAUUGCGUUUACAGCAAGGAAAACCAAAAAAUAUUGCUUCGAUUUACUUAUACACAAUAAAUUCAAUUUAUAUUUAAUAUUUUUGUAGCCAAACUGUUGUUUGUUGUUCCGUGGCUUUUAAAAUGUAAUAUUUUUUAUUUGUUUUGUCCCCCCAAGUCAUUGACUUGAGAUGAGGGGCACCUUUACAUCGUAACUGGUAAAGUGUUUACUGCUCCGAACGAUUAAUACAACUAGAUAUCAUAAUUAUCUUUAUUUAUAUCAGUACAUUGGAAUUAAAAAAAUCAAACAAACCAAAUUAUUGCGCGUAAAAUCAGGUGCUGACGGAACAAUGUUGAUUUGCAAUCAAAAUGCCCAACCUGAAGUUUAUAAAAAAUUUGAAUAAUGGAAAAUGACCCUAGCAAAAAAGAGUCGAAGGGGAAAAGGAUAUUCAAAAAAGCUAUACGCCGCAAUAGUAAAUCUAACAAUAGCAGCCAGAACUCAUCCAUAGAGCAAGGCACGGGCGUGUCACGAUCCAAGAGCUUCGAGAACAAACAUCUGUCCAUCGAUAUUAACGACAGCACGCCGCUGCCGACACCCGACGGCACCAAGGAAAAGGCUGAUCACGCUGGACAGAAAAUAAAACUAGACGAUAAAACACAGAACCAGGAAUGUGACCUUGCGACCCAGGAUACCUCCGCAGAUCUGGUCAAGAACAAAAAAAACGUGGACAUUCAGGAGAAUCUAAACGAGGUGUACAGCGAGACACCUUCUGGGUCUAAUAAGGGUGCCAAAUUUACUUCUCCGAAACUUGAGAUAAAAGAGCAGCGCCCUUCGGAAUCAGACGGUGCUAAAAAGAAUCUUAAAAGGAAAUUGGAAGAAGAAAGCGGAGCGGGAACGAGCGGGGCGAGUACUGGCACGUCGGACACUGACGCCGACGACAAAGAUCCCAGCAAGGACAAAAAGAAAAAGAAUAGGUGCGCCGUUUGCCGCAAGAAGGUUGGACUCACAGGCUCAGGGUUCGAGUGCCGCUGCGGAGGGCUGUUCUGCGCGGUGCACCGGUACAGCGACAAGCACGAGUGCUCGUUCGACUACCGGGAGCUGGGCGCGCAGGAGAUCCGCCGCAACAACCCCGUCGUGGUCUCGCAGAAGAUCCACAAGAUAUGAGCCUGUGGGCCCGGGAGUCACCACCCUCACCGCACCGCAUUACAUACGUUUUAUGAUUUUCUCUAAAUAAAUAUUCGAUCGAGUUUGUGUUUCUUAUUUGCGUUUUGUAUGUAGGUAUUUUUGACUGCAGGCCGGCGGCGCCGCGCCGUCGCUCGUUCGGUUUCCGUUUCUUUUCAUUUUCUGUCUGUCCGAGCGCCUUUGCCUCGCGACUUACUCAACUAUAAGAACGACGCGACCGCGUAGGAAACACAGACUCGAUCUAUACUGUAUUUAGAUUUAUUUGUGGCGAGAGUUUUACUUUUAAAUUUUUAUUAAAAGUUGUAGAUAAUGUUCGUUUCGGGUAGGAAUUCAGGAUUAAUUUUUGAGAUAAUAAGUAGAGUUUGAAUAUUGUCCGUUCACCUCCAUUGUAAAUAUUAGAUAUAAUUAAUUAUAGAAACAAAUCCUAUAUAUUGUAAAAAAUUAAAACUCCCAAAAAAAGCUACAUUGUUAUGAUUCCAACGGAGAGCGUAGCGCGCUUGACUAUACGUAACAAUGGUAUGCUGGGGCCGCACUGACGGCUGGACAGCGGCUCUCCAUGUCGAUCGCCUAGUUGUACAUUGUUCAGGAGUUCGCUGCCGCCGACAUGACUCGUGUUUGUGACAAACAUUCGAUACGUGAUAUGAGUAGCGGAGCUCCGUGAAGCCGCAUCUGUGCUAGACAACGAUUAGUGCGAGUGUGCACACCGCGGCGACGAGCACGUCUUGGACUGUGAAUUAACAUCAUCUUCAAAUUGUUAGUAAUGUUAUUUUGGUUUGGGAAGUCGUCGCUUUCUUAUUUGUCUAACAUUCGGCAUAAGUGACCUAGUGUUUAGCGAGAUUGUGGUGUGUAUCGGCUAAGGUGAGCGCGCGGCGGCGAGGGCGUGCGGCGGCCGGCGUGUGCAAGCGCUUGCAGUUCUCGGGAACGCUGUUUUGUGAUCAUUUACUUUGAUUUCGUGCGUCGCUGUCGCACGCGCCGCUACCACGCCGCUCCGCUCUUUGUGUGAAAAUUUAAAGUAAGCAUAUGGAUAGUUAUAAAUAUUAUAAGUAGUCGACACUUUAUAUUAUUACACAUAUAAGUAGAAAAGAAUUAUUUAGCUUUUUUCUUUUAAUCACAAUAUUAUUCAAAAUUGUAAGUUGUAUUAUGUAACUUGUUCAUUUUAGUGGUGAAGUUGAACCAAUAAUAACUAUGUAUCGCUUCGGUCGUUGUCCACGGUAGACUAACUGAUUGGUUGGACUUAAUUAUUUAAUGACUUUUGUUGUAUAUUUUGUUAGGUCAUUGAUUAAUUUUGGUCUUUUAGCUUGAACAUAAUCAGAUAAAGAUGAUGUUAAUGAAUGAUUUUCCUUCUAUCUUUGCUGUUUUAAUUUAGUUAUUCUCUUAUUAAAGUCAUUAAAUUUUCAGGAACA